Molecule: messenger RNA, 2272 nt
Organism: Carassius gibelio (silver crucian carp)
Lineage: Eukaryota; Metazoa; Chordata; Actinopteri; Cypriniformes; Cyprinidae
Gene: cart1
Product: cocaine- and amphetamine-regulated transcript 1
Exons: 3
Coding region: 1746-2144 (132 amino acids)
Biological process (GO): G protein-coupled receptor signaling pathway; negative regulation of appetite; adult feeding behavior
Molecular function (GO): neuropeptide hormone activity
Source: RefSeq, a predicted model, not a curated record
AAAUAGCUCCCAUUUUGCCCUCUUAUGUAGUAUGAUGUAGUCAAAAACUGAAAAGUUUUUCGUUUGCAUUUGUAAUGUAUACGCGACAACGAUUUCAAAACAAUUCGCGUUUACACAUAUCCAUGAAAAUGGCCAAAAAUGCUGUAUUACUUAUUCCAGGCUAGUAGAUGGCACUUUCACCUUGUUAGUAAACCGUAACAGUAUGCAGGUGACAAUUAUAUAUUUUAAAUGAUGUGUCUCCGCUGUUGGUUGUAGUAUUGGUGAAGUAAAUCCACUCUUUGCUGAAGAAGCGUUAGCAAUCUCUUGAGCAGCAACAACAGUAUCAUAUACUCCACUAUUGUUGUGUAUGUUUGUUCGCGCUUGCCUUUAAAAUCGACAUGUACUGUGCAUGUCUACAUACCUAACACAAACUAUGCAUGCGCAUAAUGUCACCGUUUUCAAACAUUCCCGUAUUGGGUGUUUACACAGAAACAAUAAAGUUGCUGUUUUCAAAAAACUUGUACUUUGAAACACAGUCUUCUAAAAUGUACGCUUGUGGCGGAGCUAGAAAGUCAAAACACAUGACGUGAUCUGUUGAUUGACUGCCAACAAAUGGGAACGGCAGUGUAAUCUGAAAGGAAGUGAGGUAAUUGUAUUUAAAUAGUAGUAAAAAGAGGGAAUAGGAGGAGGGAAAAGAAAAGUGGAUUUGGGAAGGAAGGAAGGAAGGUGGAUGACAUUGAUUGCAAAUGUCUGUGGUAAAAGACGCAGGGGUUAUCUGCGAGUGCACACUUGGUAUGGUGCUACGCAAUCAAUUUAGUGUUUUGAGGAACGAUUUCUCCAAACUAAGGAUACCAGUGCUGAGUGUGUUUUACCUUCCUUCGUAGCCUCCAAUUCAUCUGAAUACGAGUUUGAUGGUUUCGGGUGAUCAUAUUAUCAAAAUACCAUGAAUGAUAAUAAAUCAAAAAGAAAAGGCACUAACUAACUAACAAAUAAAUAAAUUACAAAUUUGUAUAUUUUAAUGUUAAUAUAGUCAAUGUAAUGUUUUUUGAGCAGAUAAUUGUCUUCAACUGUUGCUUUUACUUCGCCAUAUUAAAAAGUAUCUGUGGCCAUUUUUCAAAGUGCUUACUCUAAUAAUUUUUUUAUUAUGUUAUCUGUUAAAUAAUGACACUUUGUAAUAGGCCUACCGAAUGAAAUUCAUUUCUUCUUUUUCAUUUCUUUUCCAUAAUUCCAUUGUAUGGACAAGAAUUUCAAACCGGUUUAGAAAUCAGAGAAGAUCUCCUGUGUAUAAAAGUUGUGGCGAUCUAAUUGUUCAAUAACUAUUACUUAUUUGUUAACGCUGAGAUGUUUACAUUAUUUUGUGUUUCAUUUUCACUCCUAACCCAUUUGACAAAAAAAAAAAAAACAAUUACAAAAGGAGUUGUUUGCAACUGGCCACAUUCCCUUAAAACGGCUAUUUCUUGUCAUAGAUGUUCCGGUAAUUAACUGAUCUUCUCCGGAAAUAAAAAUGGUUGGUAAUUGUAGUCAAAGAUGAGGUUAGGUGUACAUCAGUGGCUUGAUGUUUGAGGUUCACGGGUCAGACGUAUGACUCAUCAUGCUGACGUUCUCAGGUGGACGGAGCUAGCGUUUCGUUUGCAUUGUCUUCGGAGGUGCUUUGGGGUCGUGUCCCAUGACAUCUACAGCAUCUCAUGUACCACGUCUCAUCUACAACAUCUCAUGCAUUUAGAACGGAUUUGUGUCAUUGCUCAGAGAGCUUAUAAACGGUUGAGAUGCUCCUUCUUCUGUUACUUGAGAAGAGUCGCUCACCAUAUACGCCUGUCUCAAAUCAAGUCCUGCUUCCAGCCACAAUGGUCAGUGAUCGGAUCUUUCUUCUAACCGUAACCUGCUCCGUCUUAAUGCUGCUAGUUAGCUGCGAUGACGUUCUAGAGAUCCGCUCGCCAGAAGAUGACAUGAAAGCUCAAGAGGAGAAAGAACUGAUCGAGGCUCUUCAAGAAGUGCUUGAGAAACUGAGAAACAAACAGAUUCCCACUGCAGAGAAGAAGUUCGGUUGGGUCCCCUCGUGUGAUGCAGGUGAGCAGUGUGCGGUUCGUAAGGGCGCUCGCUUCGGGAAGCUGUGCAGCUGUCCAGGAGGAACCACCUGCAGCUUCUCCAUCCUCAAGUGUUUGUGAAAGCAUGCCUCGUUCUGUCAUCAUCCAGCGAGUGUUUCAUCGUACUGUUAGAGAUGUUCGUUGUUUCCCAUCAGUUGUAAUGUUUUAUUAAUGCACACAUCAAAUAAAUGCAUGCAUUUUUGUAUAUA